Molecule: messenger RNA, 1777 nt
Organism: Nasonia vitripennis (jewel wasp)
Lineage: Eukaryota; Metazoa; Arthropoda; Insecta; Hymenoptera; Pteromalidae
Product: SEC14-like protein 3
Exons: 12
Coding region: 311-1504 (397 amino acids)
Cellular component (GO): cytoplasm
Source: RefSeq, a predicted model, not a curated record
AUCGGCGGACACUAGUCGGCGAUCGGCUUUCGAGCAGACUUCUCAGCUGAGUUUGCACUCUGCCUCGAGAUCGGGAGCACGCGGGAUCGGUGCGCGCGACGUCUUUGCAUUAUUAGUGGUACCGCUUGCAUUGAUUUGCAUCGUCAGUUCGAACCGUGUCGCGGUCUGCGCCGUGAGAGCUGUUCCGCUUGUCGACCUGUGAUCUACUUGAUUUUUGACGAGCCAGCAGACGUCGUCGAUUCAUCUCGCACUAUACGCAGCGGGUCAAGCAUCUCUUGUGAAAGAAAAAAGUGCACAGCGUGUAACAAGUAUGACGCCUUCACUGAAACUCGCCGACGAUCAGCGCUUCGCGCUCAUGAAGUUCAGACGCAGUGUGCAGGACAUCCUACAGCCACAUCACGACGACCAGUUCCUUCUGCGAUGGCUACGAGCAAGAAAAUGGGACGCCGGAGCGGCCGAAAAAAUGCUAAGAGAUUCUCUGGAGUGGAGAAAGCGCUACGAUGUCGACAAGCUCGACGAAUUCGAGAUACCCCAGGUGCUGAAGGACUAUCUGCCACACGGUAUCUGCGGCUACGACAAGGAUAAGGCACCUGUGAUCGUCAUGCCGUUCGCCGGUCUGGACCUUUACGGAAUUCUCCACGUCGUGACCCGAAGAGAGAUGAUCAAGACGACGAUCAAGUUGCUGGAGAACUACCUGAGAAUCUGCAAGGAGCAGAGCCAGAAACACGGCCCAGACGCUGGACAGUGCACUGUCAUCUUCGACAUGGAGAACUUCAACUUGAGACAGUACAUGUGGCGACCAGCCGGAGAAAUCGUUAUUACGUUGAUCCAAAUGUACGAGGCGAACUACCCGGAAAUUCUUAAAGUUUGCUACAUCGUCAACGCACCGAAAGUCUUCGCUCUCGCCUUCUCCAUCGCCAAAAAGUUCAUGAACGAGUACACGAUCUCGAAAAUCCAAAUUUACAAAGCCGACCCGAACAAGUGGAAGCCCGCGAUACUGCAAGUGAUUCCCCCGGAUCAGCUGCCCGCUCAUUUCGGCGGUACACUGAAGGAUCCCGACGGUAACCCAAGGCUGGCGACGAAGAUCUGCCAAGGUGGUAAGGUUCCAAAGAGCAUGUACACCAACAAAGGCAACAAGGACAAGGACAAGGAAAACGUAUUCACCACUGUCACCAUUAAGAAAGGUGAAAAAUUGAAGCUGGACUUCAAUCCUCCUGAAGCAGGAUCAUUGCUGAGCUGGGAAUUCCGCUCAGAUGACCAUGACAUCAGCUUUGGAAUAGUGAAGAAAAUGGGCGAUGGAUCUACUCAAGAUGUAGUUCCCAUUCACAGAGUGUCUGCCCAUCAACUAGAUGAAGUUGGCAUUGUUACUUGUGAAACUCUGGGAACUUAUUCGGUUGUGUUUGACAACAGCUACAGCAUGCUUAGAAACAAGAAAAUACAUCACUGCAUACGUGUAUUACCGCCAGGAAUUACAGAGGACGAUGAAGCACUAACCAAGGCAUAAAUAAAUAUAUAUAUAUAUAUAUAUAUAUAUAUAUAUAUUCUGUAUAUAUAAUGAAAUAAGAAAGAAUCUAUAGAUUUGUAAUAUUUUUUACAAAAAAAAAUUGCUUAGGUGAAUGAAGAUUUAAUGGUUGGAUCCCUCCAUUGUAAAUAAGAGUUUUCAGAUGUUUAUAUUUACUUUAGAUAUGUAUGGUAGAUCAUUCAAGUAUGUGAUAUCGAAUAUUGAUUUUGAUUUUGUAUUUCAUACUUAUGUACAUAAAUUUAUUAUAAAAAACAA